AUGUCUUUAUAUAAUAUGUAUGAAAACAUUCCGGAAGCUUCAAUUUUAGAAAUGUUUGAAACUGAAAUUGAGAGUGAUGAAUCAGAAGAGCCAGCUAUUUUUGCUUUGGACGAAGAAUACUUAAAAAAAAUUGUUGAACUAUAUACAGAAGAUACAAGUGAAACGGACAGUAUAUCUACUGAUGAUAAUGAUGACUUAAUAUCAGAAUUAUGUUCAGAAGACAUAAUUAUUGAACAAAAAGAGUCUAAAAUUUUAACCUGUUGUGUCAUUGUUAAUAAAAUAGACGGGUGUAUUAAAAGAUGUGAAAAUUCAAAAAGUUUCCGAACAUUAUGGCAGCUUUGUGGUGUAUGGCAGAUAGAUGGGGAAAGUAUUAUUGAAGCAGAUGGCAUAUUGGAACAAUUGGGUAUUUGUAGUUACCAUUUUAAUCACGAUCAAAAAAAUCUUCAUAAUCCAGGUUUUAAAAAAACAAAAAACACAGGUCAAAGUAUACUUCAUCGAAAAAGAUGUUUAUUUUGUGGAAAGCUUUUUUAUUUUUUUACACGAGGUUUAGGAUGUGAAAAACAUUCAUGGAAUAUAAUUGGAAAAAAUAUCCAAGUAGUUUGUAAUGGCCAAGUUAAUUGUAGUGCACUAGAAUCAUAUGAUUCUGUAUGUAAACGUCAUAAUGAAGUUAAAAGUCCCCGAUAUGUAUGUUGUAAUUGUUAUGAACGUGAAGAAGGACAUCUUCAUAUUAAACCAGGAAGAGGAAGAGCGAUGUUAUCAUGUAUAGAAAAGGGAUAUCAUAGGGAAGAUAUUAAAAAAUCUUUCCAUUUAUUAACACAAUGGUUUUUAAAUGUCGCAAAAAAUGAAAAUUUUGAAUAUCAAAAAAAUAUUCUUACAGCAAUUUUACCUCAAAUUAUUCCAUUUUUUAAUUUGCCACAACCUACUACAAACACAUCUCAACAUAUUAAUUGUAAUCAUAAUAUUCCGAGCUAUUUUGUAUUAAAAACAAUAAUGAAAAUAAAUAAAAUUCCUAUUGAUUUCCAAGAAAAAGAGUCGGAUGAAAAGGAAUAUGAGGAAAUUGGCCAAAAAAUGGGACAAGAAUUAUGGAAAUCAUCCAAACAUCUUAAAAAAAAUAAAAAUAACUUACAAAAUCCCGAAAGCCUUAGUAGUUAUAUUGGUGCAUUUCCUAGGCCUUUAAUAACCUUUUUUGAAUCAAUGCUUAUGUCAAUACUAGAAAAUAAAACUGCAGAAUCAAAUCGUAAACAACACUCACCGUUAAAAAAAAUGGAUUUACAAAAAGUCAAUACACUUCUUUCUCUAUUAGUUUCAUCUUUAGUUAAUUUUGCAUUUCCAUACUCAAAUUUAUGGCUACCAAGCGUAUUAGCAUCAUUAUGCUGA
This is a messenger RNA of Rhizophagus irregularis DAOM 181602=DAOM 197198, 1377 nucleotides long. RefSeq lists its product as uncharacterized. The record is from RefSeq and is a predicted model, not a curated record. NCBI's taxonomy places the organism in Eukaryota, Fungi, Glomeromycota, Glomeromycetes, Glomerales, Glomeraceae.